AUGCCUAGAAACCUCAAUAAAGUGCAGAAGCAGAUCUCCAAGAAGAGGGGGAAGCUUGAUGCACUGCAUGAGAACAGUCGGGAUGCAAAGCGCCUGCGAAGAGCCGGGGGAAGAGAGGAUAAAUUGGCCAAGGCUGCGGCGGCGACGAUGCGGGGGAGGCAGACCUUCGUGGACAGAAUCCGUUUCUUCCAGGAAAGCAUAACAGAUCCACCCGCUCCCUUCUCGGAUGAGGAUAUACUCCGGUUGAUUACAAGAUUCAUCGGCCGCAACCAACCAGAGCUCGAUCAGCUGGCACAAGACCGACGGCCGGGCCGGCCACCAGUCAAGCGCGAGGAAGUGCUCCGGGAGAAAAUGGAUGCAGAGAGCAAGGAGUUCGAGAGCGGCUUUUGGAUGCCGGACAUGGGCGAUGGGGAGAAUCUCAAAAAGCUGGCGGCGUGGAACAGGGAGUGGUCGUCUAUGAGCACGUUGGGAUUUAUUAGGGUUGCGAGGGACGGGGGACGGCAGAGGUCUAUAUUUCCGCCGAAGGGGCUUUCGUGA
Molecule: messenger RNA, 537 nt
Organism: Paracoccidioides brasiliensis Pb18
Exons: 3
Coding region: 1-537 (178 amino acids)
Cellular component (GO): nucleus
Source: RefSeq, a predicted model, not a curated record